ACUUCUCUUACGCAUAUAAUCUCAAAACACUUUAUGAACAAUGGCUUUCGUUCACCUACUCAUCUCCCUUCUCGUCUGCAUUAACUUCACGUCUUCGAUCUCCGUCGUCCCUGACCCAACAACACAAGAGCUAAUCAACAGAAUCUGCAAACAAACAAUCGAUUUCAAGUUCUGCAACCAAACAAUCACAUCUCAGCUAAUCAGACGACGAACCUCAAUCAAAACAAUAGCGAAACUAACCGCAGCUAAAGCUUGGAUCAACGCCAUAGAAACGUUGGAUAACAUCGAAGGCUCCCUUCUUCCGAAAGCAAGAGAUCGUCGGAGCAAAGCAGAGUUCUCCGCUUGUAGGAAAGCGUAUAGAUUGGUGGAUGCUCAUCUUGAUAACGCGUUGAAGUAUUUGUAUCUCAGAGACUAUCGAUUCAUGAGAGCGUAUCAAGCUCUUGCGCUCGUGAACAUUUCCAUGUGUAGGACGAGUUUCUUUCACCCGACGCCGAUGGUGUAUGCGAAUUGGAACAUGAGGAUCUUGACUGAUAUGGCGAUUUAUGCUAGCCGGAUUCUCGCUCCUCCUCCUCCUCUAAGACCCAAGACGGAGAAGAAGACGCCGUGAAAGACAUGUUGUGUCGGAACUCCGAAGCUAGUUUUUUCUUAUUCUUUUAUCAUUGAAAUCAACUAGUAUUUGUCAGAUUUUUUCAAACGAAGUUUUAAAGAAUAUACAAUAGCAAAAAAUAAUAAACAUUUUUAUCACAUAAUUUUUUUUUUCAAAAUAAGUUACAUUUUCUUUAUGUUGAUUUUGUGGGUAGAUAUAGUUGUUAUUUGUUGAUAGUAGUUCUAGCUCAAUUGUUCAACUAAAACAUUUUGGAAGGAUCGUGUUUUCUCUUUCUUUUUGAAAAAUCGUGUAAUACUGUUUUGGGAUGGCGAGAAAAUAAAGGAAGAGCGUUUUAAUUAUUAAAUAUCAGAAAAUAAAGAAACUUUCGGUAAGCUUUCUCAAACCUCUGCUUUGCUUUGUAGAAAAGGCUAUAAUAAAUCAAGUCGGGUUAAUGGGUUACUCACUCUUGACUCUUGAGAGGAUGCAAUUAAAAUUACUUUUUCCUUUUUUCAGUUGAUAGAGGUUUUAGGAAAAUUGCUCACAACAAUUAUGGUAACUUCUAUAUUUAUAAAUAAUGUAUAUAUAGAGCAGUAAUUCAUUAAGAGAUUUUAGAAUAUCUUACCUUGUGAAAGCAAACCUAUCCUCACGAGGAGCCGCCUCAGCCUCAGGCCAUGGAGAAAGAAGGCACCCAAGAUGGCCCAAAAACCGGCGGAAUACUCUCACGAGAUUCUGACUCUUACAAACUUUACUUCAAGGGUUUGGUAAGGGAGGAGACAAGGGGGCCUAUUGCAGGAUUUGGGGUUGCAAUUUGCAAACAAGAAGAUGACAAUCUCUUGUUUCAGAUGAAAGGAUCACUUCAUGACUCCGCCAUUACAGUUUUGGAGGUUGAGCUUAUGGCAUUGAAGCGAGGACUAACCGAAGCCGUGAGCUUGGGGAUCCCUCAUAUCUCAAUAUGCUGCGAUCAUGAUCAGAUUUUUGAACUGGUCUUGGGAAGAUCCGUGCCUGAGAAAGAUAGCAUUGCCUUGCUAAUGAAUGAUGUGGAACGCAUCAGACAACAACUGACAUCUAGCACCCCUGUUCUGGUGACUGGAAAUCAAACCAAGAAUAUUGCUUACAAGCUUGCAAUGGAAACCCUAGUUUCUGAAAUCAGCAUAUCUAUGCCUCCGAGUUGCGGUAUGGUCUGUGCCGAUGACCAGAAGAAGAAGAAGCUGGCUUGCGGUAUCUGUUUCGAGGAAGAUUUCGAAGCGGAGCAGAUGUUUUAUGUUGCUUUAUGCCGUCAUCAAUUCUGCGUCGAGUGCAUGACACGACACGUAAAUAGGAGUCUACUCGAAGGACGUUUGAUGAGAUGCCCUCGUCCCGAUUGCUACUCUAAGUUGACUAUUAAAAGCUGUGCCCAUCUUUUGGAACCUAAAAUAAGAGCCAUCUGGGAACAAAGGAUCAGAGUGGGCUCGGAAGAAACUUAUCCAUGGCGUGAAUGUAAAAAUUGCCAACACGUGAAUGAACUUAAAACGUAUCGUGGCUACGUAACUUGCAGCUGUGGGUAUUCGUUUUGCAACGAAUGUGGAGACGAAUGGAAGCACCCUGGUUGCCGUCAUCUCCAAGCUAGGAGUGAAGAAGCAGCAGGUGCUGCAUGUUGUUGUACUCUUUUAUUAGUUAUGCUUAUAGGCCUUUGCGCUAUAAUAGCUUGGUUGGGGGGGAAUACAAAAAAUAGUAGGGGUUGGCUCAAUUAGGUUUCGCUGGUUAUUUAAUUCAAUAAAUAUUGUACCAAAAAAUAGUUUUGGAUCAAGUUUUUUUUUAAGGUUUAUAAAAGUUGGGUGUUUAAGUUUUUCAA
Thlaspi arvense is the source of this 2417-nucleotide messenger RNA. The record is from the annotation of a GenBank genome assembly. NCBI's taxonomy places the organism in Eukaryota, Viridiplantae, Streptophyta, Magnoliopsida, Brassicales, Brassicaceae.